AUGAAGUCCGACAAUUCUCCAACUCCCUCUCGUCGUACUUCCGCCAGCAGCCUUUCCAAAUCAACUGCUCUGCAACAACUCCACCACCAUAAUCAUCACCAACAUAAGAACAGCGAUGGUACUCAGGCAGACACCAUCAAGAUCCCUACCGACGGCUUUCACGACCAUAAAGACUUUCUAGGCGACAACAAGGAGGGCUGCUCUGAACCAGUCGGCAUCCGAUCGUUGACGCCAGGCGCCUAUAGCCAUGGCAAUGACGGUGACGACAACGACAGCGGCAUCGAGAGUGAAUAUGACGAAAAGGAGUGCGCCAAACGUCGUUCAACAACAUUGCCCGACGAGGCUCAACAUGAAGUCUCUGACAAGGGACCAAUCUGCUGCUGGGAUGAGUUGCCCCCUUGGAUGAAGGACAACCCAGCUAUCAUCACUGGAUACCGUCGCCCCACCCACAACUACAGCAAGACCAUCGCAUCAUUGGGUUACCUCCACAACGAGUCUGUCAACAUCUGGUCGCAUCUCCUUGGUGCAAUCAUAUUUGUCAUCGUGGCCCCCAUCUCGUACUUCAAGAUCAUCGGGUUGCUUGAUGCCAUCCAUUGGACUGAUGUCGCAGUAUUUUAUGCGUUCCUGGCCGGAGCCAUCAUCUGCCUCUCCAUGUCAGCCAGCUUUCACACUUUUUGCUGUCACUCUGAAGCCGUCGCCUCGCAAUGGAAUCGCUGCGACUAUGUCGGAAUUGUGUUCUUGAUCGUGGGUUCCUUCUACCCGGCCAUCUUCUACGGAUUCUACUGCCACAAGACGUGGCAGAUCAUGUACAUCUCUCUCAUUUCCAUCUUUGGGGCCGCCACGAUCUUUGUGGUGAUGCGUCCAAAGUUCCGUACGCCCCAGUUCCGAUGGGUCCGGUCAGGAUUGUUCCUUGCCAUGGGUCUUUCAGGCCUGUUCCCCAUCGUCCAUGGAAUUGUUCUUUAUGGGUUUGCUAUGGCUCAACGCGCAGUCGCGCUCAACUACAUGUUCUGCAUGGGUGCAGCGUAUGUUAUUGGCGCCUUGAUCUACGGAAGCCGUGUCCCCGAGUGCUUCUUCCCCGGCAAGUUCGACCACUUUGCGGCAUCGCAUCAGAUUUUCCAUAUCUGUGUUUUGAUCGGGUGCGCCAUUCACUUUUUCGGCGUGACAAAGGCAAUGACGUUUUGGCACCAGUCCAACCACAGCUGCGACGUCCCCCUUGAGACCUUGAAGGCAAUGUUUGUCAACUGA
This is a messenger RNA of Linnemannia hyalina, 1245 nucleotides long. The record is from the annotation of a GenBank genome assembly. Lineage: Eukaryota; Fungi; Mortierellomycota; Mortierellomycetes; Mortierellales; Mortierellaceae.